AUGGGGACAUCCCCAGAUACUGAAAAGGUGUCCAUCAUCCCCUGGGGCAGAGGGCUCGGCUAUGCCCCGUGUUUGCCCAGGGAGCAGUGUCUGUCCACACGGGAGCAGCUCUCUGACCGCAUGUGCACGAUGUUUGGGCUGAAUGAAAAGCUGGGACAGGUGUCCUUUGACUUCCCCCGCCAAGGCGAGAUGCUGGUGGAGAAGCUGCACAGUGAGGCCACUGCCCAGCCCAUAGAUGAGGAGGUGCUAACCUGGUGCCGAGAGCAGGUGGACAAGGUGGGCAGGCCGCUGCUGGAGACGGAGGUGCUGGAGGAGGCCGACAUGGUGGGGCCUGGGCCCCGGCCCUUUGCGGAGAAGUCCACCCAUGAGGAGUUUGUGGAAGGCACCGGCAGCCUGCAGGAGAACGUGUCCCUUCCUGAGGGGCGGGAGGAGGGGACUGCAAAGCGCCACCUGCAGGAGAGCCCAGCUAGGAAAGCUGCUUCCAAAAUCACUGGAAAACAAAUUAAAACAUGAUAACAGCAAA
Messenger RNA from Leptonychotes weddellii (Weddell seal), 523 nucleotides. The record is from RefSeq and is a predicted model, not a curated record. NCBI's taxonomy places the organism in Eukaryota, Metazoa, Chordata, Mammalia, Carnivora, Phocidae.